CUGCGUCUGAAGUGUGUUUGAAAGAGUAGAGCAGAAGUCAGUCCAUCGUUUCUUCAGGUUGUCUUCCUUUACCAGACUAAAGACUUGUACACAGAGCAGCAGAGACUCUGUCAUGUUUCUCUUCUUGAUGUUGGGACUUCUGGUCUGCUCAGAACCACCAGGUUCCAGUGCUGUGACGUCUCGGUUUGUGCUGAAGGGAGAAGAUGUCACUCUGGAUGUCCAGAAACCUGAUAUUCAAGAAGGAACUAUAUUUGCAUGGAGGUUCAAGAGAGAAGACAAUGUAGUAAGAUUAGUUAAUGAAAAACCAGUAGUCUCUAAAAACUACAGAGGAAGGAUUGAGUUUUCAUUAGAAGAUUACUCUUUGCUGUUGAAGAGUCUAACAGAAGCUGACAGUGGAGUUUAUUCUGCACUGCUGUAUGGGGACAAAGAAAAGAAAUUGACUGAAUAUGAAGUCACAGUUCAAGAGCCAGUGUCUCCAGUUCACCUGACAGUGAAGCCUGUCUCCUCCAGCUCAGACUCCUGUAACGUCACUGUGACCUGCAGCAGUCAGGACUCUUCCAUCAGCAGCACUUUGACAUGUGAUGGAGAAGACUGCUCUCUGGAAGGAGGAGAGAGGUCAGAGGUCACAGCCUCAGCUACCACCUUCAGAGUCCAUGUGUUUGAUGGGUCAGUCAUCUGUAACCAUAGCAACCAGGUCAGCUGGAGUGAGGACAGGAUAGAGAUUGAUGCUCGCUGCUGGCUAGAUGUUGGUCCACAGAGUCCCUCUGGUGUCUCUGUGUGUCUCGUGAAGACGGUCGUGCUCUCGGUCGGUCUGAUCAUCAUGGUGUCUGUGGUGAUCGGCGUCAACCUCCUGGUCAGGCUCAAAAAGAAAGAGUGAACCAUCACUUCUCCAGUGGCCAAACUUUCAUCUCCCUAUUUACAUUUGACAUUGCAGACAUUUAGCUGCACCCUGAACAUACCUGACAGAGUAUCCCUGUGACUGUAGACUGAUCAUGCACAGUAUAAUAGCGAGUGCUUGAUAUAGAAAGUGAAGUGUCAAAUUAGCAAUGUCCUCGUUUUGCCCAAAUGGUAGGUAACACAAAAAAUCUCUUCUGUGGAUUGCCAUGAGCACA
This is a messenger RNA of Myripristis murdjan (pinecone soldierfish), 1112 nucleotides long. Its product is annotated as SLAM family member 9-like. Gene Ontology annotation, cellular component: membrane. NCBI's taxonomy places the organism in Eukaryota, Metazoa, Chordata, Actinopteri, Holocentriformes, Holocentridae. The transcript is spliced from 4 exons. The coding region runs from base 113 to 877 and encodes 254 amino acids. The record is from RefSeq and is a predicted model, not a curated record.